CCCCCUUCGAUAUACUUCUAUCAUCCCCAGCUUAAUUAAGAAAUCAAUUGGAGCCCGCACUAGGGUUUCUUAAUCUUACGAGCAGAAACCAACGGGCGAGAAUCCUUUUAUCAGGAAUGGCUGACAAGAAGAAGAAGAAGGCUACCAUGCUCAUCCGACUUGUGUCAUCUGCUAGGACCGGAUAUUUUUACGUCACCACGAAGCCUUCCGGGAUGACAGAAAAACUCGAGUUGCGAAAAUAUGAUCCUCGUGUAAGACUUCAUGUUCCAUUUACUGAGGUAAAAUUGAGAAUCAAAUGAGUAAUUAAGCUCUUCUAUAUCAUCAUCGCACACCAAUUUGGAUCCUUAUUUUGUUGUUGAUUAUUGGAGCUGAGAUGCUAGCAGCUAGCCUGUAUCUAAGUAGACCCCAGUGUUUUUUUAAGUUACAAUAAUUUGGUGUUGUUGAAUUGAUCUAUGAUAUUAAGAGUGUUG
Argentina anserina (silverweed cinquefoil) is the source of this 470-nucleotide messenger RNA. RefSeq lists its product as uncharacterized. The transcript has 2 exons. The record is from RefSeq and is a predicted model, not a curated record. Gene Ontology annotation, molecular function: structural constituent of ribosome. Lineage: Eukaryota; Viridiplantae; Streptophyta; Magnoliopsida; Rosales; Rosaceae. Gene Ontology annotation, biological process: translation. The coding region runs from base 117 to 299 and encodes 60 amino acids. Gene Ontology annotation, cellular component: ribosome; large ribosomal subunit.